Penicillium salamii is the source of this 5001-nucleotide messenger RNA. Lineage: Eukaryota; Fungi; Ascomycota; Eurotiomycetes; Eurotiales; Aspergillaceae. The record is from the annotation of a GenBank genome assembly.
AUGGAGCCAUUUCGCGUGCGCCUCAACUGUAUCGAUCAUUACCAGGCGACCGCGUCGGACCUGGAUCCCCCGCUGCCUUUUCGUGAUGGAGAAUCCGAGAAAGGGUUCAGACCGAGAGUUCCCGUGAUUAGGAUAUUUGGAGCCACUGAAACGGGCCAGAGGGUUUGUGUUCAUGUCCAUGGCGCAUUUCCAUACCUCUACAUCGAAUACAAUGGGUCUUUGGCGGCGAAUGAAGCUAACUCGGCCAUCCGGAUGCUUCAUCUUUCUAUUGAUCACGCUCUGGCGGUCAGCUUCCGCCAAAAUGCAUAUGAUAGGAAGAUAGCCUAUGUGGCGCAUAUCACAUUGGUGAAAGGAGUCCCAUUCUAUGGAUACCAUGUUGGAUGGCGUUUCUUCUUCAAAGUUUACCUAUUGAACCCCUUCCAUACCACCCGCUUGGUCGAUCUUCUGCACCAAGGAGCCGUGAUGAAACGCCCUCUGCAGCCGUACGAGGCGCAUGUGCAGUACAUCCCGCAAUGGAUGUGCGACUACAACUUGUACGGAUGUGCAGUCAUGAAUUGCAGCAAGGUUCGAUUCAGAGGACCGCUACCCGAGUAUCUGGAGCUCAGCAAUCUCAACCACCGUUGGCAUGACCGCUCAGUUUCGGCCGACGACAUACUCGACCAUCCUGCUCUGCAGAAGCAAAGCCACUGUCCUUUGGAAGUUGAUGUAUGUGUGCAAGAUAUCUUGAAUCGUGCCGAUAUCAAAGAAAGACCCCUGCAUCACGACUUCACAGAGCUCUUGAAACCAGCUGUGGUGGACGAACGACUUGUCCCAAGCAUGGCUGGACUGUGGCAAGAUGAAACUCGUAGGCGAAAAAAGAGAAUGGGUAUUAAAGACCCAGGAAGCACUCCAUUUGGUCCUGACGAGUUGGUCUCAAUGUCGGCUGACCCAAGAAAUCAAUCGAGAGGUGGCUGGGUCCACGAGGAAGAAUUUCGCGAGAUGGAAGCUCGACUCGCUGCAGAAGAGAAGCGAGACGAUAACAACACAGAGACAUCGUUUGAGACAUUUCUGCAUCGCCGGGAUUUUGCGGAGAAUGUCAAGACCGCGCUGGAUAGCGUCGAAGAUUUUUUCCCAGACAAAGUUGGCGCUUCAAAUUUUGACGAUGCUUACCACCAAGGACCGACUCGGCAGAAGACCCCGGAAAUUUCAGUCGAUGAGGGCCUCGCCUUGUCUUCCCAAGCUGACUGGCAGCAUGGCUUGGACUCCGACCAAGAAGAUGGGCCCCUAGACGAGGAAACCGAACCAGAAGACGAGUCUAAAGAGAACCCGUUGGGUGAAAGCUUUUAUGACGGGGUCUUUGACGACUUGACGAUCCCAGAUAUAGUGUUUUCUGUGGACCGUGCGGCGCAGCCAGGUGAAGUCGAUAAAGCUCAACAGCAGAGUAAAACUAUUGUCCCUAAAAAGCUCUUCUUUGACACACCCGAGGAAGACCGUCCGUCUGGAAAGAAGCGAAAGCAUUCAACAGACCACGACCUCUCUGGUGGACACACGGAUUUGAGGAAAUCCCAACAAGACAACAAACAAAAGAGUGUCUCCUUUGAAAGUAACCUGCAUGCACAUGCGGGUACUCCAUCAUCGACACCGAAUUCUUCUUCAUCGCAACGGACAAUCCGCCCCAAGGCGCAUAGUUAUACCAGCGGGCUGAAGUUCCCAGUGGUGAAAGAUCCCAAUGACGCCCUGACGAUAUCACGGUAUAGCCAAGAGGAUGGCCACACCAAAAAAGGCAUUGAGUCUUCUCAGUCCUUCGGCUCAUUUCCCUCUGCAUCGGCCACAGAUCCAUCAGGCAUAGCCAGUUUGGGUGGGAGCUCCUCUGAGCUACACUCAUCUGCAACGGCGAUGGGCCUAAACUUGCUUGAUCCACACCUUGCUGAGACCAUGAGACUAGCUCAUCAGUCAUUCAACUUCGCGCCGGGCGCAUCGCUUCGUUGUUUCAAAGCCUCUGGGCCAAGUUCCAGUGAGGUUGCUUCGACGAUGCAUGAUUAUGGACGUCCUUCGAUGGUGUACCAAAAAGCAUAUUACAGCGAUGAGGCAGAUGUUCCCGAAAGGCCGAGAGAAUAUGGCGGCAAAGAAUUCCGGCUUGAAAGUAACACUAUCCACUACCUCCCUGAUUUCGACCCAACAGCAGAGAUGCCUGCGGUAUUUGGCGAGCACACGCCAAUCACUUUCGAACAAGACCACCAAGCAGGUAUUGACCAGAGUCUUAGAGAAAGCUGCACUGCUAGAGUCUGGGAAUUUGCACCUGUUCCGCCAAGCCGCUCAGAGGUUGUCCAAUGGUUUGACGAAAUACAAGCACAAUCGGACACAAUAGACCAUAUUCAAUCGCGGCCCGUUGAAGCGAAGCACGAGAUAUGCUCGCAGAUCGAAGGCCCUACACAGAAGAACACACAGGGCUUCAAAUAUUCGCAAAAGGGUGUGUCUACAAGCGUGGAACACCAAGCCCAGCAUAUGAGCACUAUGAGCAUGGAAGUGCAUGUGAACACACGCGGCACUCUCUUCCCCAAUCCCGAGGAGGAUGAGAUCACUUGCAUGUUCUGGUGCAUCCAGUCCGAGGACGAGGAAGUCGAAGUCAACAGUCAUCUUCCAGGUGUUCAUGUCGGCAUGGUAUACCACGGAGAAGGCGAGAGGCCAGAAGCCAAGAUAACCAAAACUUUGAAAAUGGACGUCGAGCAUGAGCCUUCGGAAUUGGAUCUCAUCAAUCGGCUUGUCGAUUUAGUUCGGUAUCAUGACCCGGAUGUCAUUACGGGAUACGAGGUCCACAAUGCUUCUUGGGGAUACGUGAUUGAACGAGCUCGGAAGAAGUAUGAUUUUGAUAUCUGCGAGGAGCUUUCGAGGACAAAGUCUCAAUCCAAUGGAAGAUUUGGCAAAGAGGCUGAUCGGUGGGGAUUCGACCACUCAUCGUCAGUGCGCAUCACUGGUCGACACAUGUUCAAUAUCUGGCGCGCCAUGAAAGGCGAAUUGAAUCUAUUGCAGUAUACCAUGGAGAACGUUGUUUUCCAUGUCCUACACCGUCGCAUCCCGCACUACUCGCCUCAAGUCUUGACACAAUGGUACCAGAGCGGCAUGCCUCGCAAUAUGCUCAAAGUUGUGGACUACUUCUCCUCGCGGGUGCAGAUGAACCUUGAAAUCCUCGAAGCCAAUGAAUUGACACCGAGGACAAGCGAGCAAGCAAGAUUGCUAGGCAUCGAUUUCGCAUCUGUGAUUUCGCGAGGAUCCCAGUUCAAAGUUGAGUCUUUGAUGUUCCGGAUCGCAAAACCUGAGAAUUUCCUGCUUGUAUCUCCGAGUCGAAAGCAAGUGGGACAGCAAAACGCACUGGAAUGUCUACCUCUAGUCAUGGAACCGCAGAGUGACUUUUACACCAGUCCUGUCCUGGUGCUUGACUUCCAAUCACUGUACCCGAGUGUCAUGAUUGCUUACAACUACUGCUACUCCACAUUCCUGGGCAGAGCGAUGCACUGGCGCGGCCGCGAUAAAAUGGGGUUCAUGGACUACAAGCGCCAGCCCAGACUACUUGAGUUACUAAAGGGCAAGGUCAACAUCGCGCCGAAUGGCAUGAUGUACGCAAAGCAAGAAGCCAGGCAAUCAUUACUGGCUAAAAUGCUCACUGAAAUUCUCGAGACUCGCGUGAUGGUCAAGAACGGCAUGAAAGCCGACAAAGACGACAAGGUCUUGCAACGGCUCCUAAACAAUCGACAAUUGGCACUCAAACUGAUCGCAAACGUGACAUACGGCUAUGCAUCAGCCUCAUUCUCGGGCCGAAUGCCCUGUUCCGAAAUCGCCGACAGCAUCGUCCAAACAGGACGAGAAACCCUCGAAAAAGCCAUUGCCUUCAUCCACUCAGUGGAAAGAUGGGGUGCAGAAGUAGUCUACGGCGACACAGACAGUCUUUUCAUACAUCUGAAAGGGCGAACCCGCUCCCAAGCCUUCGACAUAGGCGAAGAAAUCGCCCAAGCAAUAACAGAUCUAAACCCACGUCCCAUCAAACUCAAAUUCGAAAAAGUAUACCACCCCUGCAUCCUACUAGCCAAAAAACGCUACGUAGGCUUCAAAUACGAACACCGCAACCAGACCGAACCCGAAUUCGACGCAAAGGGCAUCGAAACCGUCCGUCGGGACGGCACACCCGCCGAACAAAAAAUCGAAGAAAAAGCCCUCAAAACACUCUUCCGCACAGCAGACCUCUCCCAAGUCAAAUCCUACUUCCAGCGCCAAUGCUCUAAAAUCAUGCAAGGGCGUGUCUCCAUCCAGGAUUUCUGUUUCGCGCGCGAAGUCCGUCUAGGCACAUACUCGGACAGGGGACAGAUUCCCGCCGGUGCAAUGAUCAGCACAAAGCGCAUGGUUGAAGAUCCGCGCUCUGAACCACAGACUGGCGAGCGGGUUCCGUAUGUUGUUGUUACUGGUGCGCCGGGGUCGAGACUCAUUGACCGGUGUGUGGCGCCGGGGACAUUAUUGCGUGAUGCGCAGCUGGAACUCGAUGCUGAGUACUACAUUACUAAGAAUUUGAUACCGCCUCUGGAGAGGAUAUUCAAUCUUGUUGGAGCGAAUGUGCGGCAGUGGUUUGAUGAGAUGCCGAAAGUGCAGCGGAUUCGACGGGUGGAUAGUUCGCGGAGUAUGGGCAGGAAGACAUUGGAGUCUUAUAUGCGUUCUUCGUCUUGUGUUGUUUGCCGGUCGAAAUUGACUGAUACCACUGUUCCUGUUUGUGUGGGGUGUUUGGGACAGCCGCAUCUUGCGCUCUUGGAUGUUGUUUCGCGGCUGCGACGUGCUGAGAAGAGGGUUGUGGAUUUGGAGGCUAUUUGUCGGUCUUGUAUGGGUGUUACAGCUGGUGAUGAGGUGAGCUGUGAUAGUUUGGACUGUCCUACUUUCUAUUCGCGCACGAGAGAUGCUGCUCAUUGGAGACAUUCGCAGGCCACGCUGGGUCCGGUGGUGGACUUGUUGGAGCGCCGAGGUGAUAGUCUGGAUUGGUGA